Molecule: messenger RNA, 1379 nt
Organism: Thunnus maccoyii (southern bluefin tuna)
Lineage: Eukaryota; Metazoa; Chordata; Actinopteri; Scombriformes; Scombridae
Product: SH2 domain-containing protein 1A-like
Exons: 5
Coding region: 463-849 (128 amino acids)
Source: RefSeq, a predicted model, not a curated record
AAGAUCAAACCACAAUUAGGUUUGAUGUCUUGCUUUGGGUGUGUGGGGCAUUGUUGUACGUACAUAUCUGUCUGCUUAAACCCACAGUUCUCUGUUUUGUUUGUCUUGUGAGGUUAUGAGAAACCACCUUUAUACAGCUUUCAAAUCUCAACCCAAUGUUUGUCUGCACCACAUCCUGAUGGGGAAAGAAGGCUACCAUGCCCAACUGACAAAGUCCAAAUGUGUAUUGUGGAAAUACACAUGAUCAUGAAAUAUGUCUGUUCCAGUUAAUUAUUGUUAUAAAGGCCAUCGUGCAGGUUAGAGAAAGUGCACGUGGGGUCAUGUGAGCUGCAGCUGCAUGCCAGAAAAGUGUGAAAACCAGAAAAGCUUUUCCUGCUUAACCUGUCACACACUCAUCUGCUUCAAAAUUCUGCUGCACCUUCACCCCCCAAGACACAGACGGGUGCCUGCCACAGAGGCAACAUGGAGAGGGAGGGCGUGCUGGUCCAGUCUUUUUACUUUGGGAGAAUUGGAAGUGAGGCCACGGAGAGGCUGCUGGAGAGGUUUGGACAUGAUGGCAGCUUUCUGCUGAGGGACAGCGACACCGUGCAGGGGGCCUACUGCCUGUGUGUGAGGAAAGCUCCAUUUGUGCACACCUACAGGCUUGUGAACUCCACCACUGGCUGGUCCCUUCAGAGUUCAGGAAUCAGACUGCCGAGUUGUAGGACUCUGGAGACACUGAUAGAGAACUUAAGAAGUGGCACAGCCUCUGAUGUCGGUUUAGUCCCGCUCACAGAUCCAUUGGACAAAACGCAGCUACAAGAAGACUUUGUCUACGUAGAAAUGUGUAGCAGGAGCUCCGUCUAUUGAAAUCCAGGAGGCCAACACUGUUAAUCAGGCAGACAAACUGAGGAUGAAAGAAACAUUACGUAUGUGACACAUCAAGAAGCUCUGUCAUUUUUCACAUGGGUUGUUUUACUUGACAUUAACAUUAUGUAUGAAGAAGAGGCGUCUAAUAUUAUUUUACCACACACGGCCAGUUUCAAAUACACUGCCAUUGUCAUUGAAAUGUUUUCAAAAUUGGUGUACGAGUGAGUGUGGGAAUACAGCUUAGUUUUUUUUUUUUGUUUUGUAAAAUAGAUUCCGUGAAAAUAACAGGAUCUCUGUUGUUGUGGUUUCUUUUUCACAGACCUAUGGUCUUCAUAUGUGGUUCGUCAAUGCGUGUGUUUGUUGGUGUGUGUGUGUGCGUGUAUUUGUUUGUGGGCAUAGGUGUGUUUGGCUGUUAAAACACGACUUUGUUCCACCCAUAGCCUCAAAGUAACCCUUUAAUAGCCUUUAAGUUACUGGUUGUUUGUGUGUGUCAUGAUGUUUUGUAUCAUAAAAGAAAGAUAUUUUACACA